Molecule: messenger RNA, 1000 nt
Organism: Aspergillus aculeatinus CBS 121060
Lineage: Eukaryota; Fungi; Ascomycota; Eurotiomycetes; Eurotiales; Aspergillaceae
Product: peptide alpha-N-acetyltransferase complex B subunit NAT3
Exons: 3
Coding region: 210-782 (190 amino acids)
Biological process (GO): N-terminal peptidyl-methionine acetylation
Cellular component (GO): NatB complex
Molecular function (GO): protein-N-terminal amino-acid acetyltransferase activity
Source: RefSeq, a predicted model, not a curated record
GAUUCUCUCUGCCCGUGACCGCCCUCAUUCCUUCCCCGCACCAUUUCGAGAAUUUGAUUUGACCUCCAACAAUACUGCAGCUACUUCUCCAACCUCAACAUAACAUCCACUUCCAUUCUCUCGUUUCUUCUACGUUCCUAACCCUCUCUUCCCCUCAUAUACAGACUCAAUUCCUCCCAAAGCAUCCCACCGACCAAAAAGCAGCCACAAUGUCCUCCAUCCGCCGCAUGUCCCCAACGGACCUCCUCUCCCUCAACCUCACCAACCUCGACCCAUUGACCGAAAACUACGACCUGGGCUUCUACCUGAACUACCUCAUGCGCUGGCCCUCCCUCUUCAGCAGCGUCCAAGACCGUCAAGAAGGAAUCGUCGGCUAUAUCAUGGGUAAACUCGAAGAACAACCCGCUCAGAUGCGCCACUCGGAACACUACACGCCCUGGCACGGCCACAUCACCGUUCUGACCGUGGCGCCCGCAUGGCGCCGGCUGGGCCACGCGCGCCGCCUCACCGAACGCCUCGAGCGGGGCUCCGAUAUCAACGACGCCUGGUUCGUGGAUCUGUACGUGCGCGCCGGGAAUAAGGUCGCGGUGGAUAUGUAUAAGGGGAUGGGGUACUCGGUCUUCCGGCGAGUCGUGGGGUAUUACAGCGAUGAUCCGUCGGGGAUGUCGGAGACGGGCGAGGAUGCGUUCGACAUGCGCAAGCCGUGCAGUCGCGAUAAGAACCUGCAGCAUGUUCGGGAGAAAGGGGAGGAGUUCUUGGUUGAUCCGGUGGAUGUUUCGUGAUUUAGAGGUUGGCAGGGGGGCAGUUUGGUAUGGAGAAGGUUGUAGCUCUUGGCUCUUCCAUGAGGGCGGCCGUGUGUAAGUCUUUUGAGUCGGGAAGUUGCAGUACCGAGAGAUGUUUGUGCUUGGUUGUUUUCCUCGCAAAAGCUUGGUGUUUGGGCGUUGGCAAAGUCGAUUCGAUCUAGAUAGCUAUAGUCAUGAGACUGAUUGUGUGAGACCGC